CUUAAAUAUUUCUUCCAUCUCUGAAACUUAAUUAUGGCUUAUCAUUUGUCAAUAUUAUCGUCAUUGUCAGCUCAUAUUAUGCUUCUGCUACUUGCCAUUUCAUCAUCAUAUCCAUCCUCAUAUUCUAUACCUUUCAUCAUUCUCCAUGGUCUCGGAAUGCAAUGCAAUGAUGAAGGGAGCAUAUUUUAUCAGACGACACUUAGCAGGAUGUCCGGAACCGAAGGAUCAUGCGUGGAAAUUGGACUUGGUGCAUAUGAUUCCUGGACCAUGAACUUAGACCAGCAAGUUGAAAUUGCUUGUGCUAAGAUUAGAGACAUGCCACAACUUCAACAAGGUUACAACCUAGUUGGUCUUUCUCAGGGAAAUAUAGUAGGUCGAGGCGUGAUUGAGUUAUGUGAGAAUCUACCACCGGUGAAGAAUUUCAUAUCAAUAGGUGGCCCAAACGCAGGCGUUUCUUCGCUUCCCGCUUGCACGAAUGGGCCUUGGUGUGCUGGUAUUGAGGCUAUUUCUGGAAUGGGAGUCUAUUCUGACUAUGUUCAAGCCACGUUGGCUCCAAGUGGUUAUGUUAGGCUCGCAGAUGAUAUUUCCGGAUACUUGAACGGAUGCAAGUUUCUGCCAAGGAUAAACAAUGAGAUCCCGGAUGUGAACAAUACCCUUCACAAGCAAAGAUUCACGAGCCUUCAAAAUCUUAUCCUCAUAAUGUGCGAAAGUGAUGGCGUUGUCAAACCAUCAUUAAGUUCAUGGUUUGGCUACUAUCCCGACGGAGAUUUCUCGCAAGUUCUGCCUCCAGAGCAGACUAUUUUAUACAAAGAUGAUUUAUUCGGAUUGAGAACAUUGGAUGAAGCAGGAAAGGUGAAGUUCAUUAAGGUUCCUGGAACUCACUUGGCAAUAACCAUUCCAGAACUGCAACAAUUUGUUGUUCCAUACUUGCUUUAGUGAUGAUGAUUAAUUAAUAUUUCUAAGCUCAUAGAAAGAAUGGAAACUAAAUAGCUUCCCAUAUUUUUGUUCUACCUAAAAGGAAUCGCAUUGUACUGAUCGAUUAAUCAUUGUGCUUUAAUUUUACGAGUGAUGAGAUUUUUGGGGAACUAACU
This is a messenger RNA of Cuscuta europaea, 1091 nucleotides long. Lineage: Eukaryota; Viridiplantae; Streptophyta; Magnoliopsida; Solanales; Convolvulaceae. The record is from the annotation of a GenBank genome assembly.